Molecule: messenger RNA, 1524 nt
Organism: Penicillium chermesinum
Lineage: Eukaryota; Fungi; Ascomycota; Eurotiomycetes; Eurotiales; Aspergillaceae
Product: Hsp90 co-chaperone CDC37
Exons: 3
Coding region: 1-1524 (507 amino acids)
Biological process (GO): protein folding; protein stabilization
Cellular component (GO): cytoplasm
Molecular function (GO): protein kinase binding; heat shock protein binding; protein-folding chaperone binding
Source: RefSeq, a predicted model, not a curated record
AUGGUGCUCGACUACAGCAAGUGGGACGCCCUGGAGUUAUCUGAUGACUCAGAUAUUGAGGUUCACCCCAAUGUUGACAAGAAAUCUUUUAUCCGAGCCAAGCAGGCCCAGAUUCACCAGCAAAGAGAACAGCGCCGUCAUGAAAUCAAGACCUUGAAGUAUGAGCGCCUUAUCAACGAUGGGCUCCUCUCGCGAAUUGACCAACUUCUGAGCAAUCUCAAUGCGAGCGAGAGCUCUUCGACCUCCCCAGAUGAAGUCCUCUUCAAGACUGUCAUGGAGUUCGCCAGCAAUCCAGCGGAAGACCAAGCCCCAACACCGCCAGAAGGAGUUUACACAAACGAGCCCGAGCAGCCCAAGUUCUCGCAGAUGAUGAGCUCUUUGUUGGACCAAGUGAAGAAGGAAUUGGAUGAAAAGAAGCCCGACAACUUGUUCAAGGCUUAUAUCCAAGGCGUUGAAGGACACAAGACCAAGGUUCAAAACCUGCAAACGGAGCUGUUGACGAAGUUGGCUCAACUCGAAAAGGAAGAGGGGAGCAAAAUCACAAGUGAUAAACUACAUGAAGGUUUCAAUACCUCCCAUAUUAUGAAGGCUGAAGAAAAGGGCAAGGCAUCUGCGACCAGCAAACAAACAGAGGUUGAGCUGCUGAACCCAGGCGCUUCGACCCAAUCCUCAGACCAAGCUGCCAGCAACGAUGACGAUGACCCUGCCAACGUCGAAGUCAGUGCUCUUGCCAGACAGUUCGUGAAUCUGAAGGUCACAGAGGAAAAUAAAUACAAAAUGUAUCACGAUUUUAUUGCAUCUCACCGCGAGAUCUUGAAGGAGAAGGAGACAGAUGGACUGCUUGUGGAAGCCUUCAAUGCGCAAAUUGAAUUCGUCAAAGCUAAGCCCGAACUUGAUGCCAUCAAAUCAGAGCUUCGAACCCUCAACUCUCAGCCUAGCAGCAAAGAGCUUGAGGAGACUCGCAAGAAACUCGAGACCAGACGCAAUGAGAUUGAGGCUAAGGAGAAAUACUCUCUCGCACUUGUGUGCACAAUGGGCUUCUGCUGCAAUACUGUCGUUCUCUUGGCCCAGAUGGUAUUCAGCUCUUUUUCAGUCGUCAAGGGCCAUCGUGCCUGGGAGGUCUUCACCAACGAUGUCAAUGAGACACACGGCCGUAUCAAGGAACGCGCCAUUGCUCUCAGCAAUGAGACCUCCGCUUCAAAUGACCCUGCGGGCGUUGAGCAGAUUCAGCUACAUGCUGUCGACCCUAAUACCAAGAUCACCAUUAACUUGCCUAAUGCCAAUAACCUUCAAAAGGCUUUGGCAUCUGAGUCUCUGGAUGAGGUAAACAAGGUUCUUGGGGCCAUGUCUGUUGAAGAAGCAGAGAUUAUCGUUGAAAAGCUGAGCGAGGGAGGCAUGCUCAGCUUAGAAGAAGGCAUCAUCGAUGGCACGACUGAAGAGGGUCAGAAAAAAUUAGCAGAUCUGGAGGCCGAAGCAAGGCAAGAAGUUGGUGCCCCCGGCGGCGACAUUACGGAACUGGACUAG